AUGUCUACCACAAUUGCAAUCGCUGGCGGCUCUGGCAACGUCGGCAGAACCAUCAGUGACGCCCUAGUAGCCGCCGCAAAGUACAAAGUCAUUGUGCUUGCCCGUGAGGCCCCCAAAGACUGGUCUUCAAGCGAUCCCCCGCUUAUCAAGGUCGACUACAACGACAUCAAUGCCGUAACCAACAUAUUGGAGAAGCACAAUGUCCAUACAGUCAUUUCUACUAUCAGCGUUAUAAUGCCUGAAGCCGGAGCAGCCGAACGCAAUCUCAUCAAGGCAGCUGCAGAGGCAGCGCCCACGAAACGCUUCGUUCAAAGCGACUGGGGCGUACCCGCGCCAUUGGAAAGUAACCUUUGCUUACCGCAACAUCAAGUCCGCUUUGCCUCGAUGGAGCAGCUCCGCCAAACAGACCUCGAAUGGACACGAUUCCACGUUGGCUAUUUCCUCGACUACUAUGGCAUGCCGCACAUAGAGACUCAUCUCCCGGCGCCAUUCGCUUUCGUCCUUGAUAUCCCCAACAAAGUGGCAGCCAUCCCAGGCAGCGGCAACGAUGUAUUCUCGCUUACAUAUACGCGAGACGUGGCCCAAUUCGUCGUCAAGGCACUCGAUUUGCCUAAGUGGGAAGAAGAAACGUUUUGCUACGGCGAUAAGGUGACGUGGAAUCAGGUUUUGAAGCUCGCUGAAGAAGCGACCGGAUCCAAAUUUGAUGUUACUUAUGAAGGCAUCGAGAAGCUUGAGAAGGGAGAGGUUACUGAACUACCAUCCCAUGCCAUGGCCUACGAGCAUUUCCCAAAGCCAAUGCUGCAAAGCUAUUUCUCCAAAUUCAGCCUGUACAUAAUCGCCGGCUUGUUCGAUAUGCCAGCAGACAAAUCUCUCAACAAGAUAUUCCCAGAGGUAAAGACGACCACUGUGAAGGAAGUGCUGGAUCUCUGGAAGGGGAAAUAG
Messenger RNA from Trichoderma gamsii, 942 nucleotides. RefSeq lists its product as hypothetical. The transcript has 4 exons. Lineage: Eukaryota; Fungi; Ascomycota; Sordariomycetes; Hypocreales; Hypocreaceae. Bases 1 to 942 code for a protein of 313 amino acids. The record is from RefSeq and is a predicted model, not a curated record.